AUGAUAGAUAAAACUUUCUACAAUGAUAAAAAGCCCCCUGUAGAAAUACAUGAUGAGCAAAAUGAUAAUAACAUAGAUUGUAUCACUAAAAAUGAAAAAAUGGAUCAUCAAACUUUAGAAAAUAAUAAUUACGAUAAAUCAGUAGAUAAAUUAUAUGAGAGUACUUGUGCUAAAAAUCAAUCCUAUAAUGAAUGUUCUGAAGCUAAUGAAAAAUCAGGAAUAAAUAAAAUUGAAUUUGAAGGCAUAAAUAAAAAUAGUAAUAAUAUGGAAUAUGAUAAAAUUCAAAAUAAAUCAAUAAAUGCUCAAAUAGGUGAAGAUAAUUUGGAUAAAGAUUUAUCUAAUGAAUCUAUUACCAAUGAGGAUAAGUUGGGUGAUGAGAAAAAAAUAUAUGAUAGCGAUAUUGCUAACGAAUCCGAAGAAAAUGAAAAUGACAAUCUAAGCUUAAGUGAAGAAAAUAAAAGUGAUGAACAUACAGUUAAAAUUGAGGAUGAUGAUAAUGAAGAAACUAAAGUGAAUUCUGAAACUAUAAUAAAAAAUAAUGAUUUAAAAAAUCGAUUUAAUGUUUUUAAAUUAGGUAAUAAUAAGAUUCAAUCAAUAAAAGCUUUAUGCCAAGAUUAUAAAAAUAAUUUAAAUAAACGCCUUAGAGAAAAACUACAAAAAUUCAAUUCAUUUAUAUAUUAUAAUAAUGAUAAUAAUUUUAUAGAUAAACAGAUAAAAGUUGGUUAUAUUAAUGAUGUUGAUAAAAUGGAUGCUUUAAAAAAUGAAAGAAUGUCUAGAUUGUUUUUAUAUAUUGAUGAUAUUAAUAAGUUACAAAAAACAUUAAAAGAUAAACAAAAUGGCAAUUUAAAUUUAUUAGAAGAUGAUAAAAAAGAUGAAUUUUAUGAUUCUAAUGAAAAUAUAGAAGACUUUUUUAUUUUUGAUCGUGCAAUUUCUAAUAUAAGUAAUGAUGUCGAUAGUAUGUUUACCGAAUGUGCAAAUUCCUCAUUUUUUAAAGAUGAUGCAAGUAGUGCCAAUUUAUUAGACGAAGGAAUAGGAAGAUCAAAUGAAGAAUGUAAUAUGCCCAACUUAUUUGGUAUUUUUUCUUUCAAAAAUCACUACAUGGUUAAUAUUAAUAAAAAUUUAUGUUCAAUUUAUGAUUCUACUCCUAUGAUUAUAAAAAAAUUUGCACAAAAAAUUAAUUCUUACAAUACCACGAAAAAAGAUAAUGUUAAUAGUGAUAAAGAUAAUAAUGACAAUACGCCAAAAAAUGCCCAUCUCCCUCCAGAACUUCGAGAUAAUCCAAAUUAUUACUAUGGAAAUUUUGUAUAUGGUCAAAAUGAAAACUUCGAUGCAUAUAUUCAAUUCCAUUGUGACAAAUGGCAAGAAAAUAUAUAUGACACUGUAGAAGUAAAUAGUCUGGAUUUGAAUUUUAAUAGACAAAGUUGCAAUAUAAUGUAA
Messenger RNA from Plasmodium vinckei vinckei, 1437 nucleotides. Its product is annotated as conserved Plasmodium protein, unknown function. NCBI's taxonomy places the organism in Eukaryota, Apicomplexa, Aconoidasida, Haemosporida, Plasmodiidae. The record is from RefSeq and is a predicted model, not a curated record. The coding region runs from base 1 to 1437 and encodes 478 amino acids. The transcript has a single exon.